UUAAGCUGGGACAUACCUUAAGAAAGGCUGCCUUUGUGCUCCUGAGUAAGGCUUUGAUGGACAGAGAUGGGGAUGACAUGCAGAAACUUGUAGAAAAGUUCAUCAAGCUGCUGGACACUUGUUGGGGAUCUGAAAUCUCUACUCAUGCUCUACGAACUUUGUACCAGAGGAAACGAAACCAGCCCAAACUCCUACCCCUAACGAGUGAUGUUGUGGCUUUGUCAAGACACCUAGAGGUACAGGCUGAACUUUGUGUAGACAAACUGUCAUCUGGGACCGCAAUCGAAAACCAUAGCACAUGGAGAGAACUCAACAAGACCAUGCUGGCUCAUCUCAUUGUGUUUAAUAGGAGGAGACAAGGGGAAAUCAGCAAGAUGACUCUUGAUGACUACAAUAAAAUCAAGAAAGGUGAAUCUCAUAUGGUGGAAGGACAACUAGAGAUGCUGAAAGACUGGGAAAAAAAUCUUGUAAAGUUUCUCUGGAGAGUUGAGGUAGUAGGAAAACGUGGCAGGACAGUGCCGAUCCUUGUGACAGACUCCAUGAAAUCAUGUGUAGACACCCUUGUAUCCCACAGGGAGGAAGCAGGUGUAAACCCAAGCAACAAAUACCUGUUCGCUGUAGCCAAUAGUGACACUACAUCUCAUGUUCGAGGGUCAGAUGCUCUCCGUGAGCUGUCAGAAGCAUGUGGAGCACAAAAUCCUUCAACACUUCGAUCCACAAAAUUACGGAAGCAUGUAGCUACCAUGUCACAACUAAUGAGCUUGAGGGACCAUGAGAUGGACGCCUUAGCAAACUUCAUGGGCCACGAUAUUAGGAUACAUAGGGAGUAUUAUAGACUGCCAGAUGCUGCUAUGCAGGUGGCCAAAAUAUCAAAGAUCCUGUUCGCCAUGGAGGGAAAAGCUGGGAACCCGGUCCAGCUGAUUGGCACUGCAAAAAGUCUGGAUGAGCUUCAAAUCAAGUUAGAUGAAGAGAUCGACACUGGAGAACAGGGACCUGAAUCAUGUGAUGACAAUUGUGACAGCGAUGUUGAUUCUGGUGAUCAUGAUGUCGAACGUCAGCUACCUGGAUGCUCCCAAAAAGGUACCAAAAGGCAAAGGCAAACGCAACAUGUACUGGAAGAGGUUGAUGAACAGCCAAUAAGGAAGAAACGAAAGACAGCAUGGAGCGAUGCGGAAAAGUCGGCUGUCCAGAGACGUUUAGGAGCCUUUAUGACUGUUCAUUCUAAGCUACCUGGCAAGAGAGCGAUAGACGAAUGCUUGAAAGCUGAAGCUGUGCUGAAACACAGAACGUGGGUCAACAUCAAAGACUACGUAAGAAACUCGAAGGUUACCAAAAGCAGAAAAACACAGCCUUGGUAAAAACAUUCCCUUUAAUAUCAAAUCACCAUUUUUAUAUUGAAUACACACAUGCUUUUGUUUUGAGUCACCAAACUGCUGAAAAUGCUCAUAAAUUACAAGGCAUGUUCUUGUUAUUACAGUCUAAAAUGUGUAUUCUUUUAUAUUUGGUUUCUCCAUGUAUUCAUAAAAUGUUUACCCACUCUACUGGCAAAGGAUUUGUUAUUUUGAGGUUUUAUUAUCAUUUUUGUAGGCAUCCGGCAAUUUGUAAUUGUGUUAGGGUCUUAGUGGACCUAUGCUUGGCCACUCCCAGAUAUCAAUGACAGGGAGCAUAUCGUUUAGGCAACAUGUACUGAUUACAAUGAGAAUUGUGCAGCAUGAGUUGGAAAUAUCCUAUUUGAACAAGAAAAAAACCCAUAGAUUUUUUAACGAAAUAAAUCAGUGGAAGUUGUAAUCAAACAGUCAAGUAUUUGUAUUUACAUACCAUAAUGGCAGCAUAAGAAGGCAGUAGGGGAAUUGACUAGUGUAAUGCUUGUACAUUUGUGACACAAUUAAAACUUAAACAACAUUUAUUAUGAGAACACGUUCAGUAUAGUGUAUUAAUAUCAUCAUCAAGGGAGAGUGCCCUUAUUAUGUGUAAAGGGUGCCCCUUUUCAUUUUGGACAGAACUUGUGUUGUUUCUGAUAUUAUUAUGGGGUUGUACUAAACACUCGGGUCGCGGCGCGCUGAAAAACACUCGGGUCACGGCUCGUUUGGCCAUCUUUUUUUAAGUGUCUUCAAAUCGGCUUUUUAAUAUAAGGGGGAAAUCUUAUUUCAAAUUAGCGACUGUUUUUACACUCGGGUCGCGGCUCGCUGGGCCAUUUUUUCAAUGAUGUCUUCAAAGGGGAUGCGUGGGGAAAUUUACUUUAAAAACGAAGUUGUAAGUUGUGAUUGUUUUUUGUUCAAUGAUAGACAAAUAAGAAGAUUAUAAUUAAGGCUGACAUCGGGAAAGACAAAUAUACUAGGUGGGUAAAGUGGAUUUUAGAUAAAGUGUAAUAGUACAUAGGUAUAUGAUCUAUUAAUAUGAUAGAAACAAGGAAGAAUGGAUACAGUGAGAAGAUGAAUUGUGGGAAAUUAAGAACUACCAAGAGAGGAAUACAAAAACAAAGAAUGAAAGAAUGAAAUGAAUAUUUCCAUCAUUCCUUGUAAUAUCCUAUCAAGUUUUAUUCCUCGCUUUAUUUUCAUAUUUGUCAGUCUUUAAAAAAUAUUCUUUCUAAAUUUUAUUCUACCCCUUUAUUUCUCAUCUUUUUUCUAUCAUGUAAAUCUUUAUUUCCUCCACUCUUUUCUUUAUAUCUUUAUCACUGUUAAAUCUGACCAAUGAAUUCUUUCAAUUCCCUUUUUAUUAAAUAUUUGUUUUCUUUCAUUCUUUGUUUAUGUAAUCCUCUCUUGUUAGUUCUUAAUUUCCCACAAUUCAUCUUCUCACUCUAUCCAUUAUUCCUUGUUUCUAUCAAAUAUACAGUUCAUUUCCCUUGUAGUAUUACACUUUCUCUAAAAUCCACUUUAAUCACCUAGUAUUUUGUCUUUCCCAAUGCCAGCCUUAAUUCUAAUCUUCUUAUUUGUCUAUCAUUAAAAAAAUAAUAAUCACAACUUCCAACUUCUUUUUUAAGAAAAUUUCCCCACGCAUCCCCUUUGAAGACAUCAUUGAAUAAAUGGCCCAGCGAGCCGCGACCUGAGUGUAAAAACAGUCACUAAUUUGAAAUAAUAUUUUCCCCCUUAAAAACCGAUUUGAAGACACCAUUUUGUUUAAAUGGCCAAACGAGCCGCGACCUGAGUGUUUAGUACAAGCCAUUAAUAUGGGAUAGUGUAGAGAUAGAAUUUGUACACUUUUGUUUAAUUAGCAAUGCAGUAGUUUGUGCAGAUUUAGUAUAAUUGUGGCAAAAAAUAGAGGGGGAGUCAAUGAUCAGUGCCCCCUUUUAAAAGUAAACCGAAUGUAUGUUUGUUGUGAAUUAAUAAGAACAGAUCUGAAUAUUAUUCUCAGAUUUCCCACAUACAUAAAAUAUGUCAAUUUAGUGUUUAAGCACUAGACUAUAGAUGAUGGUUGUAAUGUGAAUAAUUAGUUGUGAUGGGGGUCGGGGACCCAAAACCUUUUUUUUUUUGUAAUACCUUUGCAACAAAACAAAUAAAAAGGGCUAUAAUAAAGGGUUGGUUCCAGUAUAAUCAUAUAAACCUACAAUAUUAAUAUGAUUCACCUUACUUCUUGCUGAUUCAAUUUC
Strongylocentrotus purpuratus (purple sea urchin) is the source of this 3586-nucleotide messenger RNA. RefSeq lists its product as uncharacterized. The record is from RefSeq and is a predicted model, not a curated record. Lineage: Eukaryota; Metazoa; Echinodermata; Echinoidea; Camarodonta; Strongylocentrotidae. The transcript is spliced from 3 exons. The coding region runs from base 57 to 1358 and encodes 433 amino acids.